UAGUGCAGGGGAGGGGAAUAAUCAGACUACUCCCAAGGUGCAUUGCGCUUCUCUGUCACCCUCCCGGUAUAGAAGACGUUUGUCCCGACUCUGAGCCCACAAACCGAGCCUAGCUACCGCCUGUGACUGUUAUCUGUCAUUACCGGAACCAGGACAAUCCUAGGACAUCUUCUCCGUCCUCAUACAUCUAUACAGCCAGUGUCCUCCACAGACCAGAGCCGACUGACAAGUCCGGACAUAUCCCACAGUCCGCCAUCUCUCGUCUACACCGUCUGGACGACCUAUCGACCGACCUACCUCAACCGACCGACAUUCCGUCCACACCCAGCACCCAUUCUAGUCUGAAUGAGAAGAUGGAGCGAGGGGGCAUCAUCACACCCGAAUCUCGGCCGAGCCCUUGGGGUUUACCUGCAAAGCCUGUGAGUCAGUGCUCCCUGACAGACGUCAUGAGUGAAGAGCUGGCCAGAGAGCUGCAGCUAGAGGAAGAGAGACAUGUGUUCCCCGAACAAGUGCUUGCCGAUGAAGAUGCUUUGUUAACCAGUGAUAACAUUGAUACAUCAAGUGAUGCGGUGUUGGCUCAGAUGCUGCAGACGCAGUUUGACAAGGAGUAUGAUGCUCAGCUUCUCAGAGAGGAGAAGAAAUUUAAUGGCGACAGUAAAGUUUCCAUAUCCUUUGAAAACUAUCGCAAGGUGCAUCCAUGUGAAGAUAGCGACAGCUCCGAGGAUGAAGUGGAUUGGCAGGAUACCCGCCACGACCCAUAUAAAGCUGAUAAACCAACCACCACCCCCAAAAAAGGAUUCAUUGGUAAAGGUAAAGACAUUACAACCAAACAUGAUGAGGUUGUGUGCGGCAGGAAGAAUACAGCUCGGAUGGAGAAUUUUGCCCCAGAGUUUCAAGUUGGAGAUGGAAUCGGAAUGGAUUUGAAGUUGUCCAAUCAGGUUUUCAAUGCAUUAAAGCAACACUCAAUCUCUGAACAGCGCAAGAGUGCCAGAGUGCAUGACAAAAAGGAAGUGUCAACAACUGAAAAAGUGGUGGACCCAAAGACCAGACUACUUUUGUACAAAAUGGUGAAUGCUGGGAUACUGGACUCCAUUAAUGGUUGUGUGAGCACUGGAAAAGAAUCGGUUGUGUUUCAUGCAAAUGGAGGAAGCAUGGAUGACCAGAAAGUACCUGCUGAAUGUGCCCUAAAGGUUUUCAAGACAACUCUAAAUGAGUUUAAGAACAGAGACAAAUACAUUAAGGAUGAUUACAGGUUCAAGGAUCGCUUCAGCAAAUUGAAUCCACGCAAGAUCAUCCGAAUGUGGGCAGAAAAGGAAAAGCAUAACCUGAAGAGAAUGGAGAAAGCUGGCAUUCCAUGCCCAGAAGUAGUUAUGUUAAAGAAGCAUGUUUUGGUCAUGUCUUUUAUUGGGAAGGAUCAAGUACCUGCUCCCACCCUUAAAGAAGCUAAGCUUGGUUUGGAAGAAUCCAAAGUUGCUUAUUACCAGGUCCUUGCUAUGAUGAAGCAGCUUUAUGAACAGUGUACACUUGUUCAUGCUGAUCUGAGUGAAUAUAACAUGAUGUGGCAUGAAGGGAAGGUGUGGCUUAUUGAUGUCAGUCAGUCGGUUGAGCCUACACAUCCACAUGGACUGGAAUUUCUGUAUAGGGACUGCAGGAAUGUGUCGCAGUUCUUCCAGAAAUGUGGUGUUGCAGAGACUCUCAAUGAACGUGAACUCUUCAAUAUGGUCUCCGGCCUGAAUAUUGCCUCUGAUAAUCAAGUGGAUUUCCUUGCAGAGAUUGAAACCCUGGAGAAAAUGAAUGAAGAUCAUGUUCAGAAUCAUGCAAAGAAGGUUUCUGCCUUCCAAAAAGAUGAUGAUGAUGGACCUCCAAGAAUAUAUGACGAAUAACCCUGAUGUGAUGCUCAUGCAGAGUUGCUGAACAAAAAAGGCAAAACAUGGUUGUCAUCUCCUGACGACAUUAACGCAGUGCUUCAUUUCCCUGCCAAAUGCAGGUUGGAAGUGCUGAUACAGAUCACCAUUCACCCUAGAGAACACCGUUCCCGAUCUAGAGUAUGAUGUCUGCUUACACGCCUCCAACAUGGUUUGGCAUGGCACAGAAGUGCAGACUUUGCUCUGAUUUUUAUGAUAAGAUGGUCCAGUUGCUUUGCUACUCAUUGAGCUGUGUGAAAGCAGAUGGGUUGAAUCCAGAAAAGUGUGCUUGGGGUGACUGGUUUAAAAAAAAAAGAAAAAAAAAUAUUGUGAAAGUUAAAUAUUUUACUUUGGAGUUGAGUGAAGGGGGAAACCGUUUUUCCUCCAGGUUUUGGAUUGAGCAAAUCUACAUUUUGGUAACUUCUGGAAUUACAUGGAGUUGUCAGAAGGGUGCUGACCCUUUUAUCAAAUAACUAUAGAUCUCUCAAAACAUCAACAUGAGAUAAUAUAAUCUAAACCUAUAUUAACCUGAAUAGUUUUUAACAUUAAUAAUAUGAUCCUUUUGACUCUAGUUAGCCUGUGGCCUGAAAGUUCUAUCUAGAAAAUAACAAAGAUGUGCUUUUUACUAAAGUUUCUUUACUUCUUUACUGCUUUAUAGAUAAUUCUAAUGACUACUACAUAAUAGUAAUGUAUCCGUGUAAUCUCCAGGUCUAAACUAGAAUAGAAAUAAAGAGUUUUGAAUGCA
Rana temporaria (common frog) is the source of this 2649-nucleotide messenger RNA. It is a transcript of the gene RIOK3, whose product is annotated as RIO kinase 3. The transcript is spliced from 13 exons. Gene Ontology annotation, cellular component: preribosome, small subunit precursor; cytosol. The coding region runs from base 354 to 1883 and encodes 509 amino acids. NCBI's taxonomy places the organism in Eukaryota, Metazoa, Chordata, Amphibia, Anura, Ranidae. Gene Ontology annotation, molecular function: protein serine/threonine kinase activity; ATP binding. Gene Ontology annotation, biological process: protein phosphorylation; maturation of SSU-rRNA. The record is from RefSeq and is a predicted model, not a curated record.